Messenger RNA from Toxotes jaculatrix (banded archerfish), 1383 nucleotides. RefSeq names its product peptidylprolyl cis/trans isomerase, NIMA-interacting 1 (gene pin1). The record is from RefSeq and is a predicted model, not a curated record. Gene Ontology annotation, molecular function: peptidyl-prolyl cis-trans isomerase activity; protein binding. Gene Ontology annotation, cellular component: cytosol; nucleus. The transcript has 5 exons. Bases 101 to 571 code for a protein of 156 amino acids. Lineage: Eukaryota; Metazoa; Chordata; Actinopteri; Toxotidae.
GAGUGUUGUAACUUGCCUAACUGCCGCCCGGCCUGUCUCACGGUAACCACAUUGAAAUUAAAUUUAUUAAACGCUGCUGCAAGAAAAUAACUAAAAAAUAAUGGCAGACGAAGAGAAGCUACCGCCUGGAUGGGAGAAAAGAAUGAGCCGCAGUUCAGGUAAAGUGUACUACUUCAACCACAUCACCAAUGCCAGUCAGUGGGAACGUCCGGUGGGAGAUGGCCGUGGAGAACCAGAUAAGGUACGCUGCUCUCACCUGCUGGUGAAGCAUAAUCAGUCACGUCGUCCAUCUUCCUGGCGGGAACAGAAUAUCACACGAACUAAAGACGAGGCCCUGGAACUCAUUCAGAGUUACAUAGAACAGAUCAAGUCUGGAGAAGAGAAGUUUGAGUAUCUGGCUUCUCAGUUCAGUGACUGCAGCUCAGCUAAGAAUGGUGGAGACCUGGGAUUGUUUGGCAGAGGUCAGAUGCAGAAGCCUUUUGAAGAUGCCUCCUUUGCGCUUAAAGUGGGAGACAUGAGUGGUCCUGUUUUUACUGACUCUGGGGUCCACAUCAUCCUACGUACUGGCUAAAAGGAAGAAGCCACAUACUGUACCAUCCUCUACACACACACACAUACACACAGUCCAACCCAACCAUGAUUUAUUUUAAUGACACACACCACCCAAUAAACAAAGCUUAUGGGCUAAAUGGCAUCAGUUUAAGUGGGAUAAUUUGUUCCUAGCACUAUUAAACAUGUAUGAAUAUUUUCAUUACACUGAACAUCAAGGAGUAUGGCAGACUGUUCCUGUAAGACCUCAAGCUUUUAUUAACUGUGGCAAUGCCACUGCAGAAAAUUAAGAGUGCCUGUGACUCUGUAGAAGUGACCUGAGGAAGCAGUUUCACAUGAUGAGCGAAGUUUCAGAAUGCAUCUGUAAAAGCUUGUGUUUUUGUGUGUGCAUGUCUUCAAAAGGACCAUUUACUGUUUGUUUUCCUGUUAUGUUUUCCAUUUCUACGGUAUGUGUGCCAAAGCUAUUCCUCUAUCUGUAUUAUAGUUUUGCUAAAUAGAUUCCUAAGAUGUUUAAGAGGUUUUUUUUCUGGCCAUUUCAGAUCCCUACAGUUGAAGAAAGAACCAUCUUUCUCAGUUCUCUACAUUUAGCCCUGAUAUAAUAUUUUGUCCCUUGCAGAUUUUCAGAAACACAGAAUCAGUUAUUUUCAUGAUCCACUCUGAAAAGCGCACGUUCCCCUCCCCACUGUGGAUAUGCAAAGAUGGCACCGCUGAAAACUUCCAGGUUUUAACAAUCGGCUCUGCAGCUUUUAAAAACAUCAAGGUUCAGAUGAACUGUUACACUGUUGUGUUAUUGGGCCUUUUCUUCCAUCAAUAAAAACCCCUUUUUUUUUUAUA